Molecule: messenger RNA, 366 nt
Organism: Malania oleifera
Lineage: Eukaryota; Viridiplantae; Streptophyta; Magnoliopsida; Santalales; Ximeniaceae
Exons: 1
Coding region: 1-366 (121 amino acids)
Source: RefSeq, a predicted model, not a curated record
AUGCUGUCUUGCCUCUGCAACCGCGGCCGCCGCAAAAGGAGCGGGGCAGCGGACCGUCCCGCCACCGCUCCCACGGCCUUGCGCAGCAGUACUGCGACUGCCAAUCCACCUCCUCGACCAGCUUACGGCGACGUCGGAAAAGGCACAGGCUCCAAAAGCCGCGUCGCAAAAGAUGGCGGACUGGUUAUCUUGGGCGCCGGAGCCGGUGCUGCUGCAGCGCUAGCGACAACAGCCGUUGUUGCCAGUGCCUACGACGGCGGAGGGGGCGGCGAUGCUGGGGGUGCCAGUGGGGGAUGUGGUGGCGGCGGAGGGUGCGGUGGAGGCGGGUGCGGUGGUGGAGGUGGCUGUGGCGGUGGCGGGUGCUGA